UGGUCAUGAUUUGGUGUUUUUGCUUAGCGUCGCCGCGGCUUGUCGGUGUCUGUUACGCGUAAAGCUCGGGCUUUAAAUGCAGAGGCAUUCCGGUACUUCUUCAUUUAGAUCGCGUGAAUGAAAAAUGCUUUCAUAGCUUCAGAGAGGCUUUCCCCGUCAUGACUUCACCGGGCCGUCCCUCCAGUUGAAUGGGAUCCCUCCUCAUCGCUUUGGCACCGACUCUCUCUUCAGCUGCCCAUCUUCUCCAAGCCCCAGUUUCAGGAAUCUGAGAGCUUUUUAGUUUCUCUGAUCAGUUCAUUAAUGCUUUGAUGCGAAAUCCGCCGGUCUGAUCGACAGAAGAGCGACGCCGUUAAAUCUCCGGUAGCCUGCGCUUCACGGCCUCGGCUAUGGGGGGAUCCAAGAGUAAGUCCAAGGAUGUAGGCCAGCGAACCCGCAGCCUCGAUGGCAACCUCAGCUCGGGUGGAGGGGCUGGCGGCCACCACCUCAACUCCACUCAGCAAUCCCUAACACCAAACCGUAGCCCCACUGUGGAUGCAGGUCUCAGUGGCAAUCAGUCAAUGGCUAAUAAUGCAGAACUGGCACUCUUUGGAGGUGUGGACAGUAACAGUGUCACCUCACCGAGCAGAAUAACAUUAGCAGGAGGCGUCACAACCUUCGUGGCGUUAUACGACUAUGAGUCUCGAACAGCGACAGAUCUGUCUUUCAGGAAGGGCGAACGGCUCCAGAUAGUAAACAAUACGAGGAAGGUGAACUGCAGAGAAGGGGACUGGUGGCUGGCGCGCUCCCUGACCACUGGAGAAAGCGGUUAUAUCCCCAGCAAUUACGUGGCUCCAUCUGACUCAAUCCAGGCAGAAGAUCAUCUCAAACUGGCUCUAGAGUCCAGGUGGUACUUUGGCAGAAUCACACGCCGCGAUUCUGAGAGGCUGCUGCUGAGUUUAGAGAACAAGAGAGGGACUUUCCUGGUGCGAGAGAGUGAAACCACCAAGGGUGCCUACUGUCUGUCUGUAUUGGACUAUGACAACACAAAAGGGCUAAAUGUGAAGCACUACAAGAUCAGGAAGCUGGACAGUGGAGGCUUCUAUAUCACAUCACGUACCCAAUUCAACUCACUGCAGCAGCUUGUCAAUCAUUAUCGCAAGCAUGCUGAUGGAUUGUGUCACAGCCUAACAGACGUAUGUCCUGUACUGAAGCCUCAGACUCAGGGCUUAGCAAAGGACGCCUGGGAGAUCCCGAGAGAGUCUCUCCGUCUGGAUGUAAAGCUUGGACAGGGCUGCUUUGGUGAGGUCUGGAUGGGAACAUGGAACGGUACAACACAGGUGGCAAUCAAGACCCUGAAACCUGGCACCAUGUCCCCUGAGGCUUUCCUGCAGGAGGCUCAGGUCAUGAAGAAGCUGAGACAUGAAAAGCUGGUUCAGCUUUACGCUGUGGUGUCUGAGGAACCCAUCUACAUCGUCACAGAGUACAUGGGACAAGGCAGCUUACUGGACUCUCUGAAAGGGGAAAUGGGUAAGGUGCUCCGCCUCCCUCAGUUGGUGGACAUGGCCGCACAGAUUGCUUCGGGAAUGGCUUAUGUAGAGAGGAUGAACUACGUGCACCGUGAUCUUCGAGCUGCUAACAUCCUGGUGGGAGAUAACCUGGUUUGCAAAGUGGCUGAUUUUGGUCUGGCUCGCCUCAUAGAGGAUAACGAAUAUACUGCCAGGCAAGGAGCCAAGUUUCCCAUCAAGUGGACGGCUCCUGAGGCUGCGCUUUACGGCCGCUUCACCAUUAAAUCAGAUGUAUGGUCAUUUGGGAUCCUGCUGACUGAACUGGCUACUAAAGGCCGAGUCCCAUAUCCAGGUAUGGUGAACCGGGAGGUGUUGGACCAGGUGGAGCGUGGGUACAGGAUGCCGUGUCCGGCAGAGUGCCCUGAAUCCCUUCAUGACCUGAUGCUGAGCUGCUGGAGGAAGGAGCCUGAGGAGAGGCCAACUUUUGAGUACCUGCAGAGCUUCCUGGAGGAUUACUUUACCUCCACAGAGCCUCAGUACCAGCCAGGAGAGAACCUGUAACCAAGCCGACAGCAUUCCUGUGCACGCAAUAUGGAUGUGCAAAACUGAGCAUGUGCAUCUUCUUUAAAGUGCAUGGAUAACUGUGUGUGUGGAGGGGUGUUUUUUUCUUGUUUUUUUUUUUUUCUGGUCUAAUGGAGCAGAAAGCUGACAUAUAUUUGAGUACACAGCAAAAUCCAGUCUUUCCAAAGUCUCUCCAACAUGUCCAGUUUGAGGGACUAUUUUCCAGGUAUGGUGUUAUUGUUCACACCCCAAACAAGCAAAGAGGUUUGUCUGCCUUUCAUGUGUUUGUCAGGUGUCUGAAUAAAAAUUCCUCGUGUAUCCCUCCUCUGUUAUUUCACCCGACUGAUCUUAUAGUUGCCACCGUCAGUAAUGCAGCACCAGACUAUGACCGCAUGUCAGUCAAACAUGGGUGUCUGAACAUUGAGUACAAGUUUAGUUACAACAAGAUGCCUCUUUUCAGUGCAUUUUCUUUGGGAUCCCCUUUGAAACACACACACACACUCAAUCUCUGUCUUCCAUUUCUCUGGUCUAGAAGCAACUAUUUGGUACCCACAUUAAUUUCUAAAAUAUCUAAGAGAUCUUUUUUUAAAAUUUUGCUAUUAGACCUGGAUCAACUGGAAAAUUUUCAUGGUAAUAUUUCAGUUUUUAUCACCACGCUUCCCCUGUGCAGCAUUGAGGGUUAUUUUUGGAUUGCUGUGAGAUUUUGUGUGAAACUGAUGUGAAAGUGUCUUUCACCCGCUGGACUAAUUGGUUUAUCACUGUAACCAACAUGCAGGUCGACGCAAAGAAGAGAAGAGGCUACUUCUGUCUCUGUUUCCUAAUUGUGACUUUUCUUAAUCUAGAUAAAUGGCUACUGAUCACUAAAGAUCAUCUCAGGAUGGAGAAAACAAGAAUUCUUCUGUGAGGAUUUUUGUGCCAAUGAAAAAUGUCAUUUGUACUCUUCUGUUGUGUAAAAGUGUAUUUUAAUACUCUGGACUUUCCUUACAGUGAAGCCUGCGCUGUCUAAAUAGAGGUGAUCCCACAUCUGCGAUCACAAUUGGGUCACCAGAGUGCUUUUUUAAUCUGCAGAUUUAUUUUCAAGAAUUCAAAUUCAAAUCAGGUUUUUAUCACCACGUUUCCCCUCUCAGUUCUGAACUUCAUGGAUAUAAAGAGUAUUUUUAAUCAGCAGUAGUAUUUCACUAAUUAGUACAACUUUCGGCACAAUGUCACACUGGAGAUAUUAUCAUUGCGCUCUCAGUGAAGAUGAUAAAUGAGCAGCAGAGAUUUUGUGCUUAGCGUGGUUAUGCCUACCUGAUGCCUAUAGGAGGCAGACUUCAGAGCUUUCCCCAUGAACACAAUGGCAGGUAUAGCAAAGAAAUUGGCUUCUUGAAUCCUAAUUGUAAAUAUUCUUAAUGAUAAUAUUUGUAUAUAUCUUUAUAAUUUAUUCCUUUUAAAAUAACCCACUUUGUUUUUUGUUUUUUUUCCUGGUACUUUUAUGGGUUAAAUAACACCUGACAGUACGAGAAUAAUCAUUAUAGUGACACCUUUCAUCACAAGUUUAUUUGUGCACGUAUUCCAGUGAAACUUUUCUCAGUUGAACAUUAACAUGACAGUUCUUUCUCACCACAGAAUGAUUAUCUACCAGCAUCGAUUCUUCACAUAAUACAAUCAAUACCACAGUGUUUACAUCGUGAUGACCUUUAGAUCAUUUUGAUGCUGCUACAGAGGCUGAGAAACUGGCAGGCAUUCGAGUGUCAUUCCUGUUAAACAUACUGCUGUUAUGAGUGAAUCUGAUCGACAGUGUUGUGCUGCCGUCUUCUGUUAUUCCUCGAGUGGGCUCUCCAGCUGAGAGUUUCCAGACCCCAGACCAACUCCACGCAAAAGUAAUGAGGCAGCCACCACAGACAGGAGCUUAAUAUCUGCACUGCAUCUUCUGUGUCGCUUGGACAAAAGAAUGCAGUGACCUACAAAUGUAGUCGGGUUGGUUGCAUCGUUCCCCUUUCCUGCUGUCUUGUUGAAUGUUUGAGCAAAAAAUAUGGAUAAAGUGCAUGUAAAAGGUCAUAUAAUCAGUAUGCAGCCUUGCUAAUAAGCCAAGGACAUUUCCUGUGGGGUUCUGUGGGUCUCCUUUCUGGCUAUGCAUAUAUUUUUUAAAUCUGUGAUAUUCCUAUAUAUAUAUACUCUUUUCUACUGUAUCCAAUGGGAAUUUUCACACAAAUAACUCUUUGUUAAAUCCUACUGAUUACUGCUCAAAUUUGAAUAAAAUUUGUA
Archocentrus centrarchus (flier cichlid) is the source of this 4292-nucleotide messenger RNA. It is a transcript of the gene src, whose product is annotated as v-src avian sarcoma (Schmidt-Ruppin A-2) viral oncogene homolog. NCBI's taxonomy places the organism in Eukaryota, Metazoa, Chordata, Actinopteri, Cichliformes, Cichlidae. Gene Ontology annotation, biological process: protein phosphorylation. The transcript is spliced from 14 exons. Gene Ontology annotation, molecular function: ATP binding; protein binding; protein tyrosine kinase activity. The record is from RefSeq and is a predicted model, not a curated record. Bases 387 to 2045 code for a protein of 552 amino acids.